AUGCAGCUACCCUUUCAACUCCUCUCGCUCGUCGUUGCUGCAAUCUCACCCAUAGCAGAAGCGAGUUCGCGGAUACGGAAUCCCAUAGGAGCGCUCUCGACAGUACAGAAUGCGACGAUCCACACGCAUAAUCACCGGGUCACGGCGCUGUCCAAGUUUGAUCUCACCUUCAACAUCCGCGACGACCUGUACGUCAAGUUCAAGCUCGAGCCGAACCACGACAUCCUCGCGGGCGAUGCAUCGGUGUCGUAUCUAGCACCGGACGGGCAGGUGGCGCAUAAGGAGUAUGUGGACAGGCUAGGGCAUAAAGUGUUCAAGGGGUCGUCAUGGAUAUCUCGGCCGAACGUUGGACAGAACGAGUGGAUAAGAGUCGGAUGGGCACGGGUGCUGGUUAGGGACGAUGGGAAGAGGCCGUUCUUCGAAGGGGCGUUCGCGGUGGAUCGCGAUCACCAUCAUAUUCAGAGUUCGGCGAAUUAUGCGCGGACGAAGCAUUGGCAGGAUCCGUAUGCGGAUGAGCUGGAUGAUGGGGAGGAGUAUAUGUUGAUUUGGAGGGACUCUGAUAUCCUGCCGAGCGAGCGGUUGCCGCAUGAUGAUUUGAGGAGGCGGGCUGUGAAUGAGGUGCCGUCGUGUCAGGCGGAUGGGUUGACUUUCAAUACGGAUCCGGAGCAUCCUGUGUAUCGGGGCAUGUUGGGCCUGGCGCCGAAGAAGACGUACGGGGUGAUGGACUUCUCGCACCUCUUCGGCAAGCGUCAGAUCGAUAGCACGACUGGUGGCAACAGUGGUGGCGUCAACCUUCGGAGCACCAUCGGCGACAGCACGGGAUGUCCAACGACGAACAAGGUCGCGUUGGUCGGGGUGGCGACGGAUUGCACGUAUACCGGCUCGUUCAACUCAUCGCAGACGCUGAGGGAGAACGUCAUUAAUCAGAUGAACACUGCUUCGGCGGUAUGGGAGGACUCAUUCAAGAUCUCGCUCGGUCUGCAGAACAUCACCAUUCAACCGGAGGAAUGUCCUGGCACACCACCUAAUACUGCUAUGUGGAACCAGCCUUGUACUUCCGGCGCGAAUAUUCAAGAUCGACUGAACUACUUCUCGGAGUGGCGAGGCACGCAGCAGGAUGAUAACAGUCACUGGACUUUGCUCAGUACCUGCAAUACUGGCUCUGCAGUUGGCCUUGCAUGGCUUGGACAAGCUUGUAUCAACACUGCAUACAACGCGAACAAUAGCCAGACAGGGAAUGGCCAGACUGGUGGCGGCGGGUCUGAGACCGUUACGGGAGCAAACGUUGUCAUCCGCACCCAGGGCGCCAAUGAGUGGCAGAUCAUCGCCCACGAGACCGGCCACACAUAUGGCGCCGUACACGACUGCACAUCCCAAACUUGCGCGGAUGCGGACUUCGUCAACUCGCAACAGUGCUGCCCUCUGAGCCAAAAUACUUGCGAUGCCGGCGAGCAGUACAUCAUGAACCCGUCCACAUCUCAAGGCAUCACCGACUUCAGCCCUUGCUCAAUUGGCAACAUCUGCAGCGCUAUCGGCCGCAAGUCGGUCAACACGGACUGCCUCUCUGACAAUAGGAAUAUUCAAACCUACACUGGUCAACAAUGUGGCAACGGUAUCGUCGAGCCCGGUGAAGACUGCGAUUGCGGUGGUGCCGAGGGCUGCGGCGACAACUCCUGCUGCGAACCCGAAACUUGUACAUUCAAGGAAGGCGCCGUCUGCGACGACGCCAACGAGGACUGCUGCGACCAAUGCCAGUUCAAAUCCCAAGGCACUGUCUGCCGCGCCAGCGGCGGCGACUGCGAUCCGCAAGAAGUCUGUCCCGGCGACUCGGGCGAUUGCCCAGCUGAUGACACGGCACCAGAUGGUCAGGACUGUGGUGACGGGCUGCAGUGCGCGUCCGGACAGUGCACGAGUCGCGACAUGCAGUGUAAGACGGUCAUGGGCAGCUAUACGCAAGACAACGACACGCAUGCCUGUGAUAGCCAGGGGUGUCAGAUCAGCUGCGCGAGCCCGGAGUUUGGGUAUGGGACGUGCUAUGGUCUGCAGCAGAAUUUCUUGGAUGGGACGGAGUGUGGUGGUGGCGGGCAUUGUCAGAAUGGGCAGUGUAAGGGGACUUCGUUUGGUGGAGAGGUAAAAUCGUGGAUUGAGGACCACAAGGCCGUCGUAAUAGGCGUCGCCUCCGCCGUCGGCGGCCUCCUCCUCCUCUCUAUCCUCGGCUGCCUCCGCAGCUGCUACAAGCGUCGCAAGAUGCGCAAACAACAACCGCCUCGCCCACCACCCGGCGGCUGGGCAGGCUGGCAGGCUCGAGGCCCGCAGCCUUACCCGCAGAUGGCGCAGAACCCUGGGCAUGGGUGGUAUGGUGGCAGUGGUGGGAGUUCGCAGCCCGUAAUGAGUGGAGCAAGAUCAGGGCCAGGGGGUUGGGACACGCCGCCUCCGCCGCCGCCGGCUUAUGCUGGACGGCCGAUGUAUGGUUGA
Saxophila tyrrhenica is the source of this 2475-nucleotide messenger RNA. RefSeq lists its product as uncharacterized. Lineage: Eukaryota; Fungi; Ascomycota; Dothideomycetes; Mycosphaerellales; Extremaceae. Gene Ontology annotation, biological process: proteolysis. The transcript has 2 exons. Gene Ontology annotation, molecular function: metalloendopeptidase activity. The coding region runs from base 1 to 2475 and encodes 824 amino acids. The record is from RefSeq and is a predicted model, not a curated record.